Messenger RNA from Thalassophryne amazonica, 4072 nucleotides. It is a transcript of the gene zcchc14, whose product is annotated as zinc finger, CCHC domain containing 14. The transcript has 13 exons. NCBI's taxonomy places the organism in Eukaryota, Metazoa, Chordata, Actinopteri, Batrachoidiformes, Batrachoididae. The coding region runs from base 557 to 3913 and encodes 1118 amino acids. Gene Ontology annotation, molecular function: nucleic acid binding; zinc ion binding. The record is from RefSeq and is a predicted model, not a curated record.
AACAGACAAGAACAUCCGCCAAUUGGAGCAGAGGGUUCUGGAAGGUGGGCAUGUCCUGCUGCCAGAGUUGGGAUAAUGUUAAACACAGCUGGGUUUUUCUUUUUUUCCUCCCAUUUCAGAGAGACAAAAUUCAUUAACGGAUGUUGACUUAAUCAUCCGGGAUUUGUCAGUGACGGCGACGUUUGGUGAGCUUGUGCCAUUAAAUUCUUUUAUAUUUAUGUAGUGUUGUUUUUGUUUUUUAUUUUAACUUGGUCCGCGCGGCGCACGAGCGCAGCCUCGAGACUCCUGCUCCUUCUGGACGUUCGGUUCUCACCAUGAGGAGCACCGAGGAGCAGCGGCUCCCCGCGCCGGACCGGAGCCUGGACCAGCACCCACACAGAGUGCCGGUAAGAACCUAAUCGGGUCUCCUUGGAGGUGGGUGGGAGGGGGAAACGGUUCCGGAGGGAUUGACGGAACUUUUGCAGAGACUAUGAUCCGAGGAUCGCCGAGGGGUCCAAGUUCUCGAACUGUGAGUAAAACCUGAAUCUCGGACUCUUGAGACGUUUUGGUCGUGGGGAUGGUGGAGAACUGGAGCUGCGUCCAGAGGGAGGAGGUGUACCGCUGGUUCUCCUCCCUCACCUCCGCCCAGAGAGCGGAGUUCCUGUGCGGCCUGCUGGACCUCUGCGUCCCCAUCGAGCUCCGCUUCCUGGGCUCGUGCCUCGAGGACUUGGCCCGGAAGGACUACCACCCGCUGCGGGAUGCAGAGAUCAAAGCCAACAACCCGGCGGACCUGUCGGGUCUCACCAACAUCACGGACGAGGUGGUCCGCAGUAAGCUGCUGGUGUCGUUGGCCCUGCUGGGCUCCGACAACCGGGAGGCAGCCAGGGUCCUGUACCGGACCCUGACCCACAUCGACACAGUGAUCAACAACUACGGGCUGGCGCUGAACAACGGCAGGACGGAGGAGCAGUUCCUGCUGCUCUUCACCAUGGCCUCCAACCACCCUGCCUUCAGCUUCCACCAGAAACAGGUGCUGAGGCAGAAGCUCGGCCAGAUCCAGGACAUCCUGCAGGUGAGCAGUGGAGGAGGAGGAGGAGGAGGAGAAACUCAGGGAACUGGGGCUGGUGGGGAUCGAACCGCCAUGUCUUAUGGCCAUCACCACUAUCCCCAACAGCAUGCCUCUGUACCUCUGUCCUCUCUGUCUCCCACUGUCUCCUGCUCACUUCCAGAUGCCAACACUGCCUACCAGCCCCUGUCCACGUGCCACGCACACUGCUCCUGCUGGCGCAAGAGUCAGUCCAGGGAGGAUGGUAUGGUUUCAGGACUGGGCGCUGGGGUCAUCGUGGGGCGAGGGGAUCAAACAGUCAACCAGGAUCUCACCCCACCUUUCCCUGACCUCUCUUCUCCUCCACACGUACCCUCAGGACAAAGCCAAGAUGUAGCAAGGCUGACCAACAACCACCAGGGGAACGUAGGGAAAGCGGCGAUUGACAGGGUGGUGUUGAGAGGAGUCACGCACAAACCUGAAGACAACAGUGAGUACGUCUUUGAGACCAGCUGGUCCAAUGGUUUUGUGUCGUCUGUUUCCCGAACUCAAGAGGAAGUGAUUGAACUUCUUUCCAAGCUGUCACAAGUGUUUCCUGAUGAAGGUGUGGAGAAGUUCUUCCCUCAGUCCCUGGAGCCAGAUCCCAGGUGUCUGACAGCACUUCCCCGCCACGUCCUCCAGCACCACAGCGCCCAGCUGUUCUUCACCUCCGCCAGGCCUCUCUCACCCCUCUGCCACCCUCCCCUCCCCUCACCCCUCCCUCCCUUACCAUCCUCACCUCCCAUGGCUCCUGUAGCUCCAGCAUGUCCAUUCACCUCCAGCUCUAAUCUUGGAUGUAUGUUGCAGUACAGAGGAGCCAACAGGGCGGUCUACAGGGUGGCCAGCGUCCAGCCCGUCGUCACCACCCACAGCUCUGUCCUGACCCGCUCACAUCCUCACCUCUCCUCUCUCCCUUCGCCCAUGCCCCCUCCUCCUUCCCAGCACUCGCCCCAGAUGUCUUCUCUUCCUGUCCCACCCGCCCAAGGUCCCAUGGCCCUCAAACGUGACACCCCUCCCCAGCAGCAUCCCCAGUACCAGCCCGGUCCCUCGCUUCAGUACUCCCAGCACCACCUUCAAAUGCAAACCAGCAGCCAGCCCGCAGUGCCAUCGCAGCACCCGUUUUAUUCCCAGCCAACCUCGUUCUUGCAUUCUCAUUCCCAGUCCCGUUCCCAGUCUCUUACCCAACCACCAUCCCAGUCCCAGACCAACACUCAAGAGCAGAACGGCAUCCUGGACUGGCUCCGCAAGCUCCGGCUCCAUAAGUAUUACCCAGUCUUCAAACAGCUCACCAUGGAGGAGUUUUUAGGACUGACAGAAGAAGACCUGGACAAGUAUGACUUGACACAAGGAGCAAAGAAGAAACUGAAGACUCAGCUGGAGCUGCAGAAGUUAAGAUGGAAAAUGGAGAAGCGGUCCUGCAGCGGCAUUGCCAGAAUAACACCUUCAGUCAUGUGGGACCCUCAACCCACUCUACACACCACUGCAGGUGAGUUGCGAGUGGAAGUGGACACCGUGUCCCACCAUCACCCUGUCUCCAUAGACAGCAGCUCGUCCUCGGGGUACUCCAGCUCCUCCUGCUCCCCUCGAACACCACUGUGCUGCGACUCAAACUUGGACAGGACCAGAGACAUUCACAGGCGUGUGUCGGGUCCAGAUGCAGCAGGCGCUGGUCCGGAGAAGGAACGCUCAUGUCGGCCCACAGCCCAGGUCCUUCCUGUUCAAACCGAACCGGCUCCCUCUCUUCCGCCUUCUUGCUCCUCCCAUCUCACCUUUGGCCUCCCACAGUCGCCUUUCCACCCACAGUCCCUGCUCUUUUCCAGCUCAAACCCAGCACGGAUCCUGACUUCCCCUCGCAAACCCAGGCCCCCUCCCCUGUGCUCGGAGGACAGGACUAAGCCUCUGGGUUUGGGUCUGCCGGCACCCAGUUCCAGCUUCGGUACGGGGCUCGGCGUUGGGAUUGGAGUCAGGAUGGACACCCUGAUCCCUGGACUGAAUACAGACAGCUCCUCUGUGCUCCAGGACUCGGCGGGUUGUCGUGGACUGGCAGGCGGUGCUGUGAGAACGAUGGUAGAAACGAGUUCUGCUCUUACCUCCACUUCCAACAGUGUCCACCACGUCUCCCAUCCGCCGCUCCACUUCCACCUCUCGUCCUCGACGUCCUCGCCCUCACCAUCCGGAUGCUAUUCCUACCCACCUGCUUCCUCCUCCUUCCCGUCUUUCACCUCUUUCUGUCCCUCAGCCAAAGCAGGCUCCCAGUCUGGGGGCUCUGGCAGUGGAGGUGGAACUGGAGUUCUCGCGAUGGCGGCCGCCAGCAGCGUCCCUGUGGCAGCAGUACCCGGUAACAGUUACUAUGCACCCCUGCCUACUUCUAGCCCCUCCCUUUCCACACCUUCUGCUCCACUGGACUGCUCCACUGUCAAUCAAGGCUCAGGUCACACACCCCCAGCAUGUGUUUGCAGCUCAUGCGGUUGCCGGGGGAACUGCGGAGCAUAUGGAGCACUUCCUGGCUACGCGGCGGCCGGCUACCUUCAGCCGCUGUCAGCCGGACCGUCGCUCUUCACGCUGGGCCCGCUGCUCCACCUCGGCCCGCUGAUCGCCUCCUCGAGCACUGGCGGCGCGGGAGCAGCGUCUUUCUCCUACCCUUUGAUGGUGCCUCCGCCCCUUUAUCGCCACAGUCCUGUGCCACAUGACCAACAGCAGGGCUUUGGUUUCUACCAGCCCCAGGGCAUUGUGGGAAAUGGAGGCCAGAAAAGGCUGGCGGGGAACGUAUCCUGUUACAACUGUGGUGCCAGUGGACACCGAGCGGAGGACUGCAAACAACCACCCAUGGACUCACAACAAGGUGAGUGAGUGAGUGUGAGUGAAUGAAUGAAUGGGCAGUCCAGUCAUUUUACUGCCUGAGCUUUGAAACAUCUGAAUGUUUCAAAGAGUUCACGUCCACGGCGCAUUUAAAACGUCCCUGAAGAUGACGGGAACCACUGCCCCCCUGUGGUGGGACUUCAGACCACA